AUGUCGGCGCCAAAGAAAGACGCGAAAUCGCCUCUACUCAGUCCAACGAUCAAGGUUCCGAACAAAGAGGUCACAUUCUCAGCCAACACCAGCGGAGCAAACAGCACAGCAACAAAAACAGGCCCAGGAAUGGCGAGCCCUGCCACAAAGCCAGACCAACCAGUCGUGAUGCCGCCCAAAAAGGUCGAUACCAACAUGUCUUGGGGAAUGCCGUUGGGCCUUGGUGUGCGCGGCCCCAAUGACGAAAACCUCAUUAUAUUCCGCAAAGCCGUGGGUAUCAACUACUCCAAGUCCCAUGCCGACUUCUCGACGCUAGAGGAGGGCCGCAAAACGGCGACGGGUAUCUACAAAAUGGUUAUUGACGCACAAGUCAAGAAGCAUAUCCAGCACGACUUUAUGACGGCCCUCAUGUACUUUUUCUACUUGGCGCAGAUUGUCAUUGGUGCAGCGCUGACGGCACUGGGUCCUUCUGCACCGCAAUACACUCUGCCAAUCACGCUUCUGGGAGCCUUUAAUACCAUCAUAGCCGGUGUUUUGGCCUUGAUAAAGGGCUCAGGACAGCCACAGCGAUUGUCCAAGGAUCAAAUGGGCUAUCGGAAGCUACAAGACUGGAUCGAGGAGACAGAGGCCCUAUUGUCGGUUGGUGUCAUCGGCAGAGACAAGAAGGAGGUCGGAAUGCUGGUCGAGGUCGCUUUCAAGAGGUAUAAUGCUGCCAAAGCCAGCGAGGAGAACAAUCGGCCAGACAUGUAUGUCAACCAAACCAUUGAGUCUCUCGGGUAUCGAAGGAGUUCCGAAUCUUUUGACAACCAGCCGGCGAAGGCAGUGCAGGAGCCUGCUAAGUAG
Pestalotiopsis fici W106-1 is the source of this 843-nucleotide messenger RNA. RefSeq lists its product as uncharacterized. Bases 1 to 843 code for a protein of 280 amino acids. The transcript has a single exon. Lineage: Eukaryota; Fungi; Ascomycota; Sordariomycetes; Amphisphaeriales; Sporocadaceae. The record is from RefSeq and is a predicted model, not a curated record.